CUUCCUCCUCCUCAAGCGAAACGUGUUACUGCUACUUGAGGACCCUCUAUCUCUCAUCGCCCUUCAAAGCUAAAGUUCUGAGGUCCCUCACCUUCAAAUCGUCAAUUUUUUUCAAGUACAUUUCAUUCGUUUCAUACCCACUGAUCCACGCAAUUUUAUCUGAUCAGCAUCAUUUGACUAUUUGGUGUGAUUCUCCAACCACUCCUUCGUUGAAGCAUCGCAGUUCUGUCUCUGUUUUACACUUCAAAAUACGAUAGCACUUUCCUGCUAUGAUUGCUGGACAUUUCUGGAUUUGUAGUUCAUACCACUAAUCCGUGCUACUCAUGGCGGCGCAGAGGAGUCUGAUAGGCGAUACUGGUAGGUUGUUGCGGGAUGAAGAGACCGCCGGGGACGACGAUUCGCCGUCCGGCAAGAAGCCUAAGUUGGAGAGGUCUCCAUUGAAUAGUUGGGAACUCGCUGCUGCUCUCGGCGUGUUCUUCAUUUUCUCCACCGGUUUGUUUUGCAUUUACUUGACAAUGCCAGCUGCGGAGUACGGGAAGAUUAAGCUGCCGCGCACAAUUUCAGAUAUUCGCGACCUCAAAGAUAAUUUUGCAGCAUAUGCAGAAAAUCACCGUGCUCAAUUCAUUCUUGGUUACUGUUCCACCUACAUUUUCAUGCAGACAUUUAUGAUUCCUGGAACAAUUUUCAUGUCCUUGUUAGCUGGAGCCCUCUUUGGAGUUUUUCAAGGGCUCUUAUUAGUUGUUUUUAAUGCCACUGCUGGAGCAUCAUCCUGCUUCUUUUUGUCGAAGUUAAUUGGGAGGCCUUUAGUUUCUUGGUUGUGGCCGGAGAAAUUAAGAUUUUUCCAAGCUGAGAUAUCAAAGCGUAGGGAAAAGCUCCUGAAUUACAUGCUUUUUCUGAGGAUAACCCCAACUCUGCCAAACCUUUUCAUCAAUUUGGCAUCUCCAAUUGUUGAUAUACCAUUUCAAGUCUUCUUUUCGGCGACACUGAUUGGUCUUAUUCCGGCCGCUUAUAUUACUGUCAGAGCCGGCCUUGCUCUUGGGGAUCUAAAAUCAGUGAAGGAUCUAUAUGACUUUAAGACAUUGUCAGUGCUCUUCCUUAUUGGUUUUGUCUCCAUGUUUCCUGCGCUGCUGAAAAGGAAGCGAAUCUAUGCAUGAAAGUUCGCUUUUAUCAUGCUUCUCUCAUCGAAGGCAAGUUACUUGAUCCUUUGAUUAGAUUGUGUACCCUUAGGUAUGAAUUAUAUUUAUAGUGGAUAAUUAUUUCCCGGGGCUUCCACGAGAAUUAAUAUACAAUGAUGAUGGAGGUGGCGCCAUUUUAUAUAUAUUUUUUCCUGUAGGCUCAAAAUUAUUUGUUAGGUAGCUGACGGAUUUAUUUACUUUCCUCUGUAUUAUCAUUAGUCAGUUGAAAAAGGAUGUAGCUGACAAGGUGAGAAAAUCCUGUUCAUGUCAAUGUAUUCAGCUUUAAUAU
Molecule: messenger RNA, 1464 nt
Organism: Neltuma alba
Lineage: Eukaryota; Viridiplantae; Streptophyta; Magnoliopsida; Fabales; Fabaceae
Exons: 4
Coding region: 324-1154 (276 amino acids)
Biological process (GO): autophagosome assembly
Cellular component (GO): endoplasmic reticulum
Source: RefSeq, a predicted model, not a curated record